CCGGCUGGCCUGGAGGGGAGGGUGGCCCGGGGCCCUGGGGAAGAGGGACUUGCGCCGGGCGGGGCUUCCCUGCCACCAGGCUUCCCGCGGGCAGCAUGUCCCUGCGGGUUGGGGGAGCUGGGCUGAACUGGCCCUCCUGGGGGCUCAGCCUGCGCCCUAGAGUUCCCCCGAUGCGCCCCCGCCGGGGCCCUCCGAUUGCGUGAGGACACCUCCUCCGAGGGGCGCCGCUCGCCCCUCUUGAGAACGCCCGGUGCCCCAGCUGGCCAGAGGAUGGACGAGGAGGAUGGAGCGGGCGCCGAGGAGUCAGGACAGCCCGGGAGCUUCAUGCGGCUCAACGACCUGUCGGGGACCGGGGGACAGCCUGAGCCGGGGUCGGCGGAGAAGGACCCGGGCAGCGCGGACUCCGAGGCGGAGGGGCUGCCGUACCCCGCGCUAGCCCCGGUGGUUUUCUUCUACUUGAGCCAGGACAGUCGCCCGCGGAGCUGGUGUCUCCGCACGGUCUGUAACCCCUGGUUUGAGCGCAUCAGUAUGUUGGUUAUCCUUCUCAACUGCGUGACCCUGGGCAUGUUCCGGCCAUGUGAAGACAUUGCUUGUGACUCUCAGCGCUGCCGGAUCUUGCAGGCCUUUGAUGACUUCAUCUUCGCCUUCUUCGCUGUGGAGAUGGUUGUGAAGAUGGUGGCCUUGGGCAUCUUUGGGAAAAAGUGUUACCUGGGAGACACUUGGAACCGGCUUGACUUUUUCAUCGUCAUUGCAGGGAUGCUGGAGUAUUCGUUGGACCUGCAGAACGUCAGCUUCUCAGCCGUCAGGACAGUCCGAGUGCUGCGACCGCUCAGGGCCAUUAACCGUGUGCCCAGCAUGCGCAUCCUCGUCACGCUGCUGCUGGACACGCUGCCCAUGCUGGGCAACGUCCUGCUGCUCUGCUUCUUCGUCUUCUUCAUCUUCGGCAUUGUUGGCGUCCAGCUGUGGGCAGGGCUGCUGCGGAACCGAUGCUUCCUGCCAGAGAAUUUCAGCCUCCCCCUGAGUGUGGGCCUGGAGCCCUAUUACCAGACUGAGAACGAGGAUGAAAGCCCCUUCAUCUGCUCCCAGCCAAGGGAGAACGGCAUGCGAUCCUGCCGGAGCGUGCCCACACUACGUGGGGAGGGUGGUGGUGGCCCGCCCUGUGGCCUGGACUAUGAGGCCUACAACAGCUCCAGCAAUACCACCUGCGUCAACUGGAACCAGUACUACACCAACUGCUCUGCUGGAGAGCACAACCCUUUCAAGGGCGCCAUCAACUUUGACAACAUUGGCUAUGCCUGGAUCGCCAUCUUCCAGGUCAUCACGCUGGAGGGCUGGGUCGACAUCAUGUACUUUGUGAUGGAUGCUCAUUCCUUCUACAACUUCAUCUACUUCAUCCUCCUCAUCAUCGUGGGUUCCUUCUUCAUGAUCAACCUGUGCCUGGUGGUGAUUGCCACACAGUUCUCUGAGACCAAGCAACGGGAAAGCCAGCUGAUGCGGGAGCAGCGAGUUCGGUUCCUGUCUAAUGCCAGUACCCUGGCCAGCUUCUCAGAGCCAGGAAGCUGCUAUGAAGAACUACUCAAGUAUCUGGUAUACAUCCUCCGGAAAGCAGCCCGCAGGCUGGCCCAAGUCUCCCGGGCAGUGGGGGUGCGGGCUGGGCUGCUAAGCAGCCCAGAACCCCAUGGGGGCCAGGAGCCCCAGACCAGUGGCAGCCGCUCUCGCUCUCACCGUCGCCCAUCUGUCCACCACCUGGUACACCACCAUCACCACCAUCACCACCAUUACCACCUGGGCAAUGGGACACUGAGGGCCACCAGGGCAAGCCCAGAGAUCCAGGACAGGGAUGCCCAUGGGUCUCACCGGCUCAUGUUGCCACCGCCCUCCACACCUGCCCUCUCCAGGGACACGCCAGCAAGUGCAGAGUCUGUGCACAGCUUCUACCAUGCUGACUGCCACUUAGAGCCAGUCUGCUGCCAGGUGCCUCCUCCCCGAUCUCCAUCUGAGGCCUCAAGCAGGACUGUGGGCAGUGGAAAGGUAUAUCCUACUGUGCACGCCAGUCCACCACCAGAGAUGCUGAAAGAGAAGGCGCUAGUGGAGGUGGUCCCCACCUCGGGACCCCCCACCCUCACCAGCCUCAGUAUCACACCUGGGCCCUACAGCUCCAUGCACAAGCUGCUGGAGACACAGAGUACAGGCACCUGCCAAAGCUCUUGCAAGAUCUCCAGCCCUUGCUUGAGGGCAGACAGUGGCCCUGACAACUGCCCUUACUGUGCCCGGGCUGGGGCCAGGGAGUUGGAGCCCACCGGGCCUGAGAUGCUGGACUCAGACAGCGAGGCAGUUUAUGAGUUCACACAGGAUGCCCAGCAUGGUGACCUCCGGGACCCCCACAGCCAGCGCCGACAGAGUGCAGGGUCGGAUGCUGAGCCCAACUCUGUGCUGGCCUUCUGGAGGCUGAUCUGCGACACCUUCCGGAAGAUCGUGGACAGCAAGUAUUUUGGCCGGGGCAUCAUGAUUGCUAUCUUGGUCAACACGCUCAGCAUGGGCAUCGAAUACCACGAGCAGCCCGAGGAGCUUACCAAUGCCCUGGAGAUCAGCAACAUCGUCUUUACCAGCCUCUUUGCCCUGGAGAUGCUGCUGAAGCUACUUGUUUAUGGUCCCUUUGGCUACAUCAAGAACCCCUACAACAUCUUCGAUGGUGUUAUCGUUGUCAUCAGCGUGUGGGAGAUCGUAGGCCAGCAGGGGGGCGGCCUGUCGGUGCUGCGGACCUUCCGCCUGAUGCGGGUGCUGAAGCUGGUGCGCUUCCUGCCGGCGCUGCAGCGGCAGCUUGUGGUGCUCAUGAAGACCAUGGACAACGUGGCCACCUUCUGCAUGCUGCUCAUGCUCUUCAUCUUCAUCUUCAGCAUCCUGGGUAUGCAUCUGUUUGGCUGCAAGUUUGCCUCUGAACGGGAUGGCGACACACUGCCAGACCGGAAGAACUUUGACUCCCUGCUCUGGGCCAUUGUCACCGUCUUUCAGAUCCUGACUCAGGAGGACUGGAACAAGGUGCUCUACAACGGCAUGGCCUCCACAUCGUCCUGGGCUGCCCUGUACUUCAUUGCCCUCAUGACCUUUGGCAACUACGUGCUCUUCAACCUGCUUGUCGCCAUCCUGGUGGAGGGCUUCCAGGCAGAGGAAAUCAGCAAACGGGAAGAUGCGAGUGGACAGUUAAGCUGUAUUCAGCUGCCUGUCGACUCCCAGGGGGGAGAUGCCACCAAGUCUGAGUCGGAGCCUGAUUUUUUUUCACCCAGCCUGGAUGGUGAUGGGGACAGAAAGAAGCGUUUGGCCUUGGUGUCCCUGGGAGAGCACCCUGAGCUGCAGAGAAGUCUGUUGCCCCCUCUUAUCAUCCACACGGCUGCCACACCCAUGUCGCUGCCCAAGAGCUCCAGCACAGGUCUGGCCGAGGCCCUGGGCCCCGGCUCCGGCAGGACUAGCAGCAGCGGGUCUGCAGAGCCAGGCGCAGCCCAUGAGAUGAAGUCACCGCCCAGCACCCGCAGCUCCCCACACAGCCCCUGGAGUGCGGCCAGCAGUUGGACCAGCAGACGCUCCAGCAGGAACAGCCUGGGCCGAGCACCCAGCCUGAAGCGCAGAAGCCCCAGCGGGGAGCGGCGGUCCUUACUGUCAGGCGAGGGCCGGGAGAGCCAGGAUGAGGAGAGCUCUGAAGAGGAGCGGGCCAGCCCUGCAGGCAGUGACCGGCGCCAUGGGGGCUCCUUGGAGCGGGAAGCCAAGAACUCUUUCGACCUGCCAGACACACUGCAGGUGCCUGGGCUGCACCGCACAGCCAGUGGCCGCAGCUCAGCCUCAGAGCACCAGGACUGCAAUGGCAAGUCAGCCCCAGGGCGCCUAGCCCGAGCCCUUCGGCCCGAUGACCCUCCUCUGGAUGCAGACGAUGGCGAUGAUGAGGGCAACCUGAGCAAAGGUGAGCGGAUGAGGGCCUGGAUCCAAGCCCGGCUCCCUGCUUGCUGCCGGGAGCGUGACUCCUGGUCUGCCUACAUCUUCCCUCCUCAGUCAAGGUUCCGCCUCCUAUGUCACCGGAUCAUCACCCACAAGAUGUUCGACCAUGUGGUCCUUGUCAUCAUCUUCCUCAACUGCAUCACUAUUGCCAUGGAGCGCCCCAAGAUCGACCCCCACAGUGCUGAACGCAUCUUCCUGACACUCUCCAACUACAUCUUCACUGCAGUUUUCCUGGCCGAGAUGACAGUGAAGGUGGUGGCGUUAGGCUGGUGCUUUGGGGAAAAGGCGUACCUGCGUAGCAGCUGGAAUGUGCUGGACGGGCUGCUAGUGCUCAUCUCCAUCAUCGACAUCCUGGUGUCCAUGGUCUCUGACAGCGGCACCAAAAUCCUGGGCAUGCUUAGGGUGCUACGGCUGCUGCGUACUCUGCGCCCGCUCCGGGUUAUCAGCCGGGCACAAGGGCUGAAGCUGGUAGUGGAAACGCUCAUGUCCUCACUGAAGCCCAUCGGCAACAUUGUGGUCAUCUGUUGUGCCUUCUUCAUCAUUUUUGGCAUCCUGGGGGUACAGCUCUUCAAAGGGAAGUUCUUUGUGUGCCAGGGUGAGGAUACCAGGAACAUCACCAACAAGUCCGACUGUGCUGAGGCCAGCUACCGCUGGGUCCGACACAAAUACAACUUUGACAACCUGGGUCAGGCCCUCAUGUCCCUGUUUGUGCUGGCCUCCAAGGACGGCUGGGUGGACAUCAUGUACGACGGGCUGGAUGCUGUGGGUGUGGACCAGCAGCCCAUCAUGAACCACAACCCCUGGAUGCUGCUGUACUUCAUCUCCUUCCUGCUCAUUGUGGCCUUCUUUGUCCUGAACAUGUUCGUGGGUGUGGUGGUGGAGAACUUCCACAAGUGCCGGCAGCACCAGGAGGAGGAGGAGGCCCGGCGUCGGGAAGAGAAGCGUCUCCGGAGGCUGGAGAAAAAGAGAAGGAAUCUAAUGCUGGACGAUGUAAUUGCUUCCCGCAGCUCAGCCAGCGCGGCGCCAGAAGCCCAGUGCAAACCCUACUACUCGGACUAUUCCCGCUUCCGGCUCCUUGUCCACCACUUGUGUACCAGCCACUACCUGGACCUCUUCAUCACCGGUGUCAUUGGGCUGAACGUGGUCACCAUGGCCAUGGAGCACUACCAGCAGCCCCAGAUCUUGGAUGAAGCCCUGAAGAUCUGCAACUACAUCUUCACUGUCAUCUUUGUGCUGGAGUCAGUCUUCAAACUGGUGGCUUUUGGCUUCCGUCGGUUCUUCCAGGACAGGUGGAACCAGCUGGACCUGGCUAUCGUGCUUCUGUCCAUCAUGGGCAUCACACUGGAGGAGAUUGAGGUCAAUGCCUCGCUGCCCAUCAACCCCACUAUCAUCCGUAUCAUGAGGGUGCUGCGCAUUGCCCGAGUGCUAAAGCUGCUGAAGAUGGCGGUGGGCAUGCGGGCGCUGCUGGACACAGUGAUGCAGGCCCUGCCCCAGGUGGGGAACCUGGGGCUGCUCUUCAUGUUGUUGUUUUUCAUCUUUGCAGCUCUGGGCGUGGAGCUCUUUGGAGACCUGGAAUGUGACGAGACCCACCCCUGCGAGGGCCUGGGCCGGCAUGCCACCUUUCGGAACUUUGGCAUGGCCUUCCUGACCCUCUUCCGAGUUUCCACAGGUGACAACUGGAAUGGCAUCAUGAAGGACACUCUCCGAGACUGUGACCAGGAAUCCACCUGCUACAACACAGUCAUCUCACCCAUCUACUUUGUGUCCUUCGUGCUGACGGCUCAGUUCGUGCUGGUCAACGUGGUGAUCGCAGUGCUGAUGAAGCACCUGGAAGAAAGCAACAAGGAGGCCAAGGAGGAAGCCGAGCUGGAGGCUGAGCUGGAGCUCGAGAUGAAGACACUCAGCCCACAGCCCCACUCACCACUGGGUAGCCCCUUCUUCUGGCCUGGGGUUGAGGGCCCUGACAGCCCUGGUAGCCCCAAGCCUGGGGCCCCACAUGCCACAGCCCACAUGGGAGCAGCCUCCCACUUCUCCCUCGAGCAUCCUAUGGACAGACAGCUGUUUGACACCAUAUCCCUGCUGAUCCAGGGCUCCCUGGAGGGGGAGCUGAAGCUGAUGGACGAGCUGGCAGGCCCCGGGGGCCAGCCCUCUGCCUUCCCUCUCGCCUGCAGCCUGGGUGGCUCCGACCCACAGAUCCCUCUAGCUGAGAUGGAGGCUCUGUCUCUGACGUCAGAGAUUGUGUCUGAACCAUCCUGCUCUCUAGCUCUGACGGAUGACUCUUUGCCUGAUGAUACUCACAUACUCUUACUUAGUGCCCUGGAGAGCAAUAUGGAGCCCCACACCAAGGAGGUGCCUGGCAGGCUAGGGCCAGACCUUCUGACUGUGCGAAAGUCAGGGGUCAGUCGGACGCACUCCCUGCCCAACGACAGCUACAUGUGCCGAGACAGGAGCCCUGCUGAGGGGGCCCAGGGACCCAGGGUCUGGGGCCUCCCCAAAGCUCAUUCAGGCUCCAUCUUAUCCGUGCACUCCCAGCCAGCAGACACCAGCUAUUUCCUGCAACUUCCCAAAGAUGCCCCCCAUAUGCUCCAGCCCCAUAAUGCUCCCACCUGGGGCACCAUCCCUAAACUGCCACCACCAGGCCGCUCCCCUUUGGCUCAGAGGCCACUCAAGCGCCAGGCAGCAAUAAGGACUGAUUCCCUGGACAUUCAGGGCCUGGGCAGCCGGGAGGACCUGCUAUUGGAGGUGAGUGGGCCCUCUCCACCUCUGGUCCGUGCUUCCUCCUUCUGGGGCUACCCUCAGAUGCAGAAACACUCCCAGAGCAAGAUCUCCAAGCACAUGCCCUGGCUGGCCCCCGGCUCAGGCCUCCAGCCCACCUGGGGCAAGGGCCUGACAGAAACCAGAAGCAGCUUAGAGCUGGACACAGAGCUGAGCUGGAUUUCAGGAGACCCUCUGCCCAUCAGCAGCCAGGAGGAGCCCUCCUCCCCAAGGGACUUGAAGAAGUGCUACAGUGUGGAGGCUCAGGGCUGCCAGCGCCGGCCUGCAUCCUGGCUGGACGAGCAGCGAAGGCACUCCAUCGCGGUUGGCUGCCUGGACAGUGGCUCCCAGCCCUGCCUGGGCCCAGGCACCUCUAACCUGGGGGGCUACCCUCUUGGGGGCCCUGGGAGCCGACCCAAGAAAAAACUCAGCCCUCCCAGCAUCUCCAUGGAACCCCCGGAGAGCCAGGGCACACGGCCCCCUCCCAGUCCUGGCAUCUGCCUCAGGCGGAGGGCUCCGUCCAGCGAUACCAAGGAUCCCUCAACCUCUGGCCCCCCUGACAGCAUGGCUGCCUCACCUUCCCCAAAGAAAGAUGUGCUGAGUCUCUCCGGUUUAUCCUCUGACCCAGCAGACCUGGAGCCCUGAGUCUUGCCCCACUCUCUCACUCACCUUUCUCCAUUGGGUGCCAAAUCCUAGCUCCUCCUCCUGGGCUGUGUUGCUGAACAAAGUUCCACCGGGGACGCUGAGGAGGCACUCCUCCCUGUUCAGUGGCACUGGCCACCAGCAAACAGGAAUUUCCAGAGAGUUCCACGCAGUGGCCCUGGCCACUCUGGCUCUGGGCACAAAGAGAGAGGCCCAGUGUAACUGAGGUUCCUGACACUUAGGAGCUGUUGAGAGAAAGCAAUACGUUUGUGCAGAAUCUCUAUGUAUAUUCUAUUUUAUUAAAUUAAUUGAAUCUAGUA
Messenger RNA from Erinaceus europaeus (western European hedgehog), 7703 nucleotides. It is a transcript of the gene CACNA1G, whose product is annotated as calcium voltage-gated channel subunit alpha1 G. The coding region runs from base 271 to 7386 and encodes 2371 amino acids. Gene Ontology annotation, molecular function: voltage-gated sodium channel activity; low voltage-gated calcium channel activity. Gene Ontology annotation, biological process: neuronal action potential; membrane depolarization during action potential; calcium ion transmembrane transport. Gene Ontology annotation, cellular component: voltage-gated sodium channel complex; neuron projection; voltage-gated calcium channel complex. Lineage: Eukaryota; Metazoa; Chordata; Mammalia; Eulipotyphla; Erinaceidae. The record is from RefSeq and is a predicted model, not a curated record. The transcript has 38 exons.